This is a messenger RNA of Exophiala xenobiotica, 1405 nucleotides long. RefSeq lists its product as uncharacterized. The transcript has a single exon. The coding region runs from base 382 to 825 and encodes 147 amino acids. The record is from RefSeq and is a predicted model, not a curated record. NCBI's taxonomy places the organism in Eukaryota, Fungi, Ascomycota, Eurotiomycetes, Chaetothyriales, Herpotrichiellaceae.
UACUACAGAGUCGAUUUUCCAACGCCCACCCGCUCAUAUCCGCCACCGCUAUUGGGUCUUCGGUGGUGUUAUCUCUCCUCCUAUUGUCUUUCCUCUGUCGGAAAAGCUGAAGAAGGCGUUGACAAAAAGGGAGCUCCCAUUGAUGAAGCUUCUACUCCAGCUUGGAAUGCUCCAAUCUCCGGCUCACCCCCGGGCAUGCGGACUUCGCUGCUUGAAGCUCAGGCCAAGAGUCCCAUUCUCAGAAGUUCGAGCCGUGGACAUGGCGCACCGUCAGGAAAUGGCGUGUCUUGACUACGCCCGCUGUCUCACCUGUAUUCAUACCACCCAUCUCGUGAGGCGUUUCUGCCACUGGACCCACACCGAAUUUUCAGCAAGGCGCUCAUGCCAUUGCAGACUGUGAGGAAGCAGAGCCAUCUCAUAUCACUCGCUGGGACAGGGCUCCGAUUGGGGUUGGCAACUAGGCUGCCGACUGCUCAACAAAGGUCGUCGUCGGUGCUGCUGGCUGCUUGGUGUUGUUGGUUGUUUGGUGUCGCUGGUUGUUUGGUGUUGUUGGUUGUUUGGUGCUGCUGCCUGCUUAGUGUCGCUGCCUGCUUGGUAUCUUUGGCCGUGGGUGCUGCUGGGCAUUGCUCGGUACUGCUGGGUGCUGCCGACCGGGCGGUCCAGCAACAUCAUCGUGCCACCGCGGCUUGGCCUCUGGUGCUGCUGGCGGACGGUGCAGCGAUAUCGUCGUGUCAAGGUGUGGUUGAACUGCUCGCGACUCACCCGUCGUGGCGGCCGAAUACCUCGGGGACCUGCGUACGACCUUUGGGCCUGCAUUGUCCAUGAGUGAUGCUGAUUUGGAAAGGGCACCGGCAUCACCUUCGUAUUCAUCCUGGAGAAAUUGAAGCAAAAAGGAUAACAGUCUGCUAGCCAAGCAUUUGGUCGUUUCAGUCACGCCCUCCGAGUCGCCAAUAGCGCGGUCAAGAUGUUGAAUUUGAAGGCGGACGAGCAUCGCUGGUUUGGAGGUCGGGAGGUGGGAGGGAGCAGAGAGCACAAUUGCAGUCGAGGACGAAUCACUUUGCCCAGAUCAACAACACCUUGCACUGCCAGAACUCUUAUCACAUUGGCAUGCGUGACAAUGGCUUCUUCUGGCAACAACAUCGGUUUGUUAUUUGCAUUGGGCUCUCUGCCCUUGCCUCUUGCCGUUGGCAUGUUGAGAAUCUCCGGUCUUGAAGGAUAUCUGAAUCUUCAAAGGAUGAAUUGAUGCUUGAAAGUGAUAAGGUAGCCGACGAAUGUUUUGGUGUCGUUGAUAUAAAUCGGGGAGUUUUACGAGCUGGCUUUGGGACUCUAAAAAUAUCGUUUAGAUCACCGGGGAGGGCAACUGGUUUCCCACCAGCACGUCAGGCAGAGAGAGGUUCACUGUUAU